Amoebophrya sp. A120 is the source of this 1677-nucleotide messenger RNA. NCBI's taxonomy places the organism in Eukaryota, Dinophyceae, Syndiniales, Amoebophryaceae. The record is from the annotation of a GenBank genome assembly.
CUUGACGAGACUUUGACUCCUUGCUGCUCCGACGAACUUCUUUUCUCUGGAUCUCGACAUUUGGAUCGAUGCCCUUGCAUAGUACUGUAUCAACAUCUCCGCAGCGACGGACUGGCCGUGCAAUAACUAGAAUUCUAUCCGAUGUGAUUUAUUUUGCGCGGGCCCGGUCCUCGCUCAGCCGGUUUCGACAUCGCGUGUGAAUUUUGUUGUUGGAGGUACUUGUUUUAUUUUCCUUCGCGAGGAGGAAUGACCGUGCAACAAAGAAGAGGUAUUAUAUGUGCACCUAUACGUAUAUAGAUCAAUUGCAGAGCCGGCGCACGCGAUCAGGCAAUCAACAGGCUUGUCAGAAAGUGUGCAGGUUCAUACCAAAGUCAUCAGCCUGCAACAACCAUGGACGAGAAACAUCAUUUUGGUGGACGCCUUUUGGUGGCGCUCUCCGCCUCCGGGUGCUGAGACGCCUCUUGGACUCCAAGAAACAGGCUUUUGUAAGGCUGCGCAGCCCACUAGCAGCAGACCAGUUUCAAACGGAUAUUUUUUUUGCCCUAAAAUUUUUCAAAAUUUCAAAAAUCCGCGUCGCGACAAGACGAUCCUGGAUGAGAUCGGAGAUCAAGCAAGCACUGGGGGACUUCGCAGUAGAUGAACGGGCGUAAUAUUCCAAGCAAAUUUAUGUCGCAGUCCUGCCUUUUAGAUGCGAUCUUUAAGCGCCCAUAUGUUGAGGCCCUGCUGGAGCUAGUGCUGUUCGGGUUUUCAAGCGUGGCAACACAAAAUCAGUGCUCAGGAUCCACGCUUUUUGUUUUGGCGCAUGAGAAUGCGCACCAACCUGACGCCCAGACUUGCAGAGGGUGUCUCGUCGAGAUGCCGUUUCGGAAUGCCAUCUCGAAAUGCCUUUUCGAAAUGCCUUUUCGGCAUGCCCUGUCGGAAUGGGUGAUUGGAAUGCCAUUUCGGAGUCGAUUUCUUUUAGAAUUCAUUUCGAAAUGGCAUUCCGGAGGAGUAUUUCCGAGAUUGGUCAUCCCUGACCUGCCGCCACAAGAGAAAACUUUCUAGAUUAUAGAGCACGGUGCCCGCAGCCGGCGACAUCGACGGCGCGACUCUUGGCCUGGUUUUUGGAGCCGUUUGCUCUGUAGUAGACUCUGAAGGUCCUGCAGAGGUCGCUUUUUGUAUGUUUUCUAUAUCGACACGCGAUCGGCAGCCAAAGCGCUUCGCCGGUAGCUUCUUUUCUCUUCCUAAACCGACUCCCCGGACCGGGCUCGGCGAGAGAUGUUCAUGCCGCAUCUUGGUCCCGGACACGCAGCGCAAGUCGGCCGUCGCAGUUGUGCAUCCUGGAAACCACCUCAAAGCCGCCUUCUCGAACCGGCGCGCAGAAAUCAAAAAUUUUUAAAAUUUUCAGAGCAAAAUAUUUUUUCGUUCGAGCCCCGGUCUGCUGCUAGUGGGCUGCGCACCCUUAGCUUUUGCGCUCUCCGCCUCCGGGUGCUGAGACGCCUCUUGGACUCCAAGAAGCAGGCAGAAUCUGUAAGAAGAACCAAUUUUACCAUAACUGCUUGCCAGCGCAACUCGGUCUCGCUGGUGCGGCCAGCUGAUCGUUUUGGUUGUGAAGAAGCAACCCUCGUGCGUUGGCGCACGUGCGUUGUCGUCGUAUUCUCUUGGCGUAGUGGAAUAAAGGAGUGUGGUUUUCAUCCG